AUGUCAUCAAUAUAUGUGCCACCAGAAGGAUACAAAUGUUGUAAUUCUGAAUAUGCCGUUGAUGGAGAAACUUCAGUACGGGUUGGAGCCGAGUUUUUGUGUGCACAUACAUAUAGCAACGAUAAUCAGAAGCAAUGGUGGGCUGUCGACCUACAGAAUGUUUAUGAUAUCAAUGUUAUACAUAUUAAUGGACGCACAGAUUGUUGUCGCUUGUCAAGGACCAAUACUGCCUAUGCGUGUGGACAUAUCGGGUACGGAUAUGUAGGACCUGUCAUAGGAACAUCUGUAGCGGACAAUACCAUUCAGUGUGUAAGAAAAUGCUUAUCAAAUAUAGACUGUUCUUCUGCAGAGUAUGACAAGAAUACAAAAGUCUGCUUACUGCAAGCCUUUGGUGAUAUGAACAUUGCAUUAAACAAACCUACACAGAUGUCUUCUAUUUAUGAUCCUAAAGUUGGAGAGGCGGACCAUAUGGCAAACCUUGAUGUCGAAGUUAUCAUGCCAUCAUGUGCAUGUAAUAUAUGGAACAAUUUAUAUGAGGGAGAAGUAUUUCUUUGUCCAUAUCAGAACCAAUCAAGCCAUAGAAACACUGUUACCUGUCCUCCUAACACAAGAGGGAGGUUUGUUAGGAUUAAACGUAAGGAUACAGCAGUUCAUAUAUUAUGUGAAGUGGAAGUCUACGGCAAUCCAGUAAACAGUGUCAUUGAAUCAGGUUUGUCCAGAGCUAAUACUGCAUAUGCAUGUGGACAUAUAGGUUACGGAUAUUUAGGUCCUGUCAUAGGAAGAUCUUUAGCGGACAGUCACAUUCACUGUAUAAUCAUGUGCUUCACUCAUAUAGUAUGUUCCGCUGCAGAGUAUGACAAGAAAACAAAUGUAUGUACACUGAAAGUCUUUGCUGAUGGUAAUGUGGCAUCAAAGAAACCUACACAGAUUUCUUCCAUUUAUGAUCCUAGAGUUCAUGAGGGUAAAGAUUAUCUGUGUUGUAACUCUUCAUAUGCCGUUGAUGGAGACAGAACGUCAUACAAAGGUGAUGAUUUUUUGUGUGCAAAUUCAUACAAAAACAAUAGUCAGCAGCAAUGGUUGGCAGUCGACCUACAUAAUGUUUAUGAUAUCAAUGUUAUAGAUAUUUAUGGACGCACAGAUGAUGGUAACAAGUACCAACUGACAAAUUUUGAUGUCGAAGUUAUCAUGACAGGAUGUACAUGCAAUAGUUGGAACAAUAUAGAUGAAGGAGAUGUAUUUCACUGUCACUUUCAGGCCACAGAAAGCCAGAGAAUCGUUAUCACGUGUCCUAAUAACACAAGAGGGAGGUUUGUCAGGAUUAAACGAAGAGAUACGAAAAUUCUAACAAUUUGUGAGUUAGAGGUCUACGGCGAUCCGGUAAACCACCUUAUUGAAUCAGAUGUAAACAUUGCCUUAAACAAACCAACAACAAUGUCAUCAAUAUUUGUGGAAACAGGAUAUAAUUGUUGUCACUCUGAAUUUGCCGUUGAUGGGAAAAAAGAGUUACGGAAAGGUGACGUUUUUAUAUGUGCACACACAGAUAGAAACGAUGAUCAUCGGCCAUGGUGGGCAGUCGAUCUACUGAAUGUUUAUAAUAUCAAUGUGAUAGAUAUUUAUGGACGCACAUAUGAUUGCUGCCCUAACGAUUUAGAAAACUUUGAUGUGGAAAUUAUUAUGCCAACAUGUAGUAAAAAUUUAGACGAGGGAUAUAUAAAUCACUGCCACUAUCAAGCAACUGGAAGUCAAAGAAUCACGAUUAAUUGCCCUCCCAACACCAGAGGGAAAAUUGUCCGGAUUAAACGCCGUGAUAAGAAAGCAUUGGUUAUUUGUGAAAUAGAAAUAUUUGGAGGUCAGAUCAACAGACUGCCACAGUCAGGUGUGUCACUCUUUAAGACUGCAUAUGCAUGUGGAAGAAUCGGGUACGGAUAUAUUGGUCCUGUCCUAGACACGUCUGUAGCAAAAAAUGACAUUCAGUGUACAAGAAAAUGCAUCACCAAGACAGCCUGUACUGCCGCAGAGUAUGACAAGAAAACAAACGUUUGUACACUGAAAGGAGAAUAUACGAAUGGAACUCAGUCUUUUCUGUUACAAGACAUCGACAAGGAUGUUUAUAUAAUUCAUUAG
Messenger RNA from Mytilus trossulus (common blue mussel), 2124 nucleotides. RefSeq lists its product as uncharacterized. The transcript is spliced from 10 exons. The coding region runs from base 1 to 2124 and encodes 707 amino acids. NCBI's taxonomy places the organism in Eukaryota, Metazoa, Mollusca, Bivalvia, Mytilida, Mytilidae. The record is from RefSeq and is a predicted model, not a curated record.